AUGACGGAUACAUCCAAUGGGACUGAGCUCAGUGACCAGUUCCAGUCAACUCUGGACAACGUUGACGAAAUGUUUGACAAAUUGAGUGUUUCAGAGAUUCAGCGCUUGUCUUCACAGUACAGUACAAUCAUUGCAACAACUAAAUCUGAGCUACAUAACCUAGUGAGUGAGAAAUAUCGUGAUUUGAUCAAGAUAGCCGAAGAUAUUGGUGACUUGAAAAGUAUAUCAAGCACAAUUGAAGAGAGCUUGCACGGAAUUUCGUACAAACCAUCAACAUUUGUAUCUCCUUAUAAAGACAAAUAUGUCAAGUUUGAUUCCAUUUUGCGAGAUCAAAACGCAGCGAGAGCUCGGGAAAGCUCGAGGUCAGUCAUAGUCCGCAGUAUUAUUCAAAAGAGAUUAGCUAAAUUGGCCAACAAAACCACACCUGGCGGGUCUAGUCCUUUACUCCAUACUUCCAAUUUUAUACCAUUUGUUAAGGAGCUUUAUACAAUUGAAACAGUUUUCAAAGAUGUACUAUCUGAAAAGAGAGAUUUGCAGCUACAGAUGCAUUACAUAAAACAGCAAUUGAUUGAUUAUUUUGAGUACGAGAUAUCAGUUUACAAUUCUCCCAUAUCCCCCUUUAGUUCAAAUGAUAAAUUCAAUCCUCGUCUACGGUUUUUGGAGAGAGAUUUUACCACUGAGAAGUUUGUUGAUGAUAUUUCAUUUCUUGAAGAUGACUUUGACCAAUUUCAAGGCGACGAUAAUGACGACAAUGACAAAGUACAGGAGAAACGUGAACAAUUUGACAAAUUGGACACAUUUAAAAACACAAACUAUUAUAGAAAUGUCCUGCCCAUGUGCAUUUAUUUGGUGUGCUACACUGUUAUUGCGAAAGACAUCACUAGUGCUGAGGAUGUAAAGCACAAAUUGAUUGACCUCAGAACAAGCUACUUGAGUAAACUACUUUCGGCAUCUGGUGAAAACAAUCACUCCAUCAAUUACCGUCUGGUUCUUUUGUAUUUGGAAAACACAUGCAAUUAUCUCAAGAGUUACCUAGGUGAGACGAGUGGCAGCGAUUACUUUCAAAUUCUUCAAGACGUUUCCAAGCCAUGGAGCCUAGUUGAUCUUGUGGGCCACAAAGGUUGGAUAGAGGACAUCCUAGUUGAUUUUGGGACAACAGUCAGUAUUAAGGAAGAAGAAUUCAAAGUUGAAGAAGGGGAUUUCGAUAAAGUGAUGGAGUUCUUGAAGCUAGUUUCAAGCACACUCCAAUCGUCAUCGCCCACGUUUGAUGAUUUGUUUACAACAAUCGCCAAAUAUUACAAUUUUAUACUAAGUCUAAAAAGGUUGAAGGAUGUGACAAGGCUUGCAGGGUCACAAUCGCAAUUGGUACAACUUGUCUCUAGCUCGACCUUGGUAGACGACUUGUCCAAGGAUUUAGAGUCACUCAUCAAAGAGAUUAACGAAGAGCACAUGGCAAAACUUAUGAGUGAAAAGGGGCUUUUGGGAUUAGUACGAGACAUUUUGGACAGUUCAGUCAGUCAACUAGAUACUCACACUGUUUUUGAUACAAGCAUAGUUAAUUUGAUGGAUUACAACGUUGGGGAGUAUAUGAAGGUGGUCUUGAACAAUAGCAAUCGAGCUAAACAAAAUCUGUUGGACACCACUCACCAAUUGAAGCUAUGGUUGAACGAGUGUUAUCGAUUGGAGAAAAUCAUCGACUUUGACCGUGAUGCUUCGGAGUUGAUGAGAGGAAAAAGACAAAAUUACGAUUACCUACCUCAACUAUAUCACAAUUUACACAAUGAUGACAUUAAGUGGGGGGACUUUACUGCAGAUUGUUUGAAAGAACGCUUCCAAGCUCUAUACACAACCAUCAACGAAAGCUUUAAACACGAGGUUUCAAACUUUAGUUCAGUUUUGUUAAAUUUGAGUUCAAAUGAAGAUGAAGUCUCUAAAUUGAUUUAUCUUACUGGACUUCUCACUAGGUUACGAGAUGAUAUUGAGUUGAAUACCACUGAAAACGAUACAAAGCAAUUGAUCUCAGCCAUUGAUUCUAAUGUUGACGAAAUUGUUCAAAAAGUAGUAUCCCAAGUUUUGAAUGAUCAACUUCAAGCUUUACAAAGCCUAGUGGUUACAAAGGAGGCAACAAUGGAAGGAUUCGAUAUACCAACCAGACCUACUCUCCAGUUUGCGCUGAGAAUGCAUGAAAUAGCGCAAGUUUUUCUCACUCAAGCGACAAAGAUGGAAGUUGAUAAUAUAAACUUGUUUCUGAACUCAUCAUCGACACUGCAGGCAUUUAUCAAGAUGAAGAAUGCGUGGUUCGAAAUGCAGAUUGAGUCAUUCGUGUCUCGAGUGGGAUCUAAUGAUUCUGGUAAAGUAAACCAAAAAAUAUCCACGUUCAAUCCAGACGGUGAAUCGAAAAACAAGGAGGAAAAGAAUGAGCCUGAGAACAAUACCGAUUCAGAGCAACCUAAAACCGAGCCUGAUCAAAACCAUGAAAAUACAAUGAAUGAAACGGAAAGUGCCAACACAAACGCACGUGCCUCUACACUUCAGAUAGCAGCAAACAUUGCAUUCUUGCAAUUAUUCCACAAACCCAAUGUUGAUGCAAAGGGAAUCAAGCAUAUAAUCGACUCUGUCAACAAAACUGAACCAUACAGUGAAAACACUUUGGAGAUAAUAUCGAGCGGAGUUUCUUCAUUUUACAGAUCGAGACAGAAUGUCUAUUUGCCGCUACUGUUGUAG
Molecule: messenger RNA, 2724 nt
Organism: Lodderomyces theae
Lineage: Eukaryota; Fungi; Ascomycota; Pichiomycetes; Serinales; Debaryomycetaceae
Exons: 1
Coding region: 1-2724 (907 amino acids)
Source: RefSeq, a predicted model, not a curated record